Messenger RNA from Fragaria vesca subsp. vesca, 1173 nucleotides. RefSeq lists its product as uncharacterized. NCBI's taxonomy places the organism in Eukaryota, Viridiplantae, Streptophyta, Magnoliopsida, Rosales, Rosaceae. The transcript is spliced from 2 exons. Bases 17 to 973 code for a protein of 318 amino acids. The record is from RefSeq and is a predicted model, not a curated record.
GUUUUUUCCUCCCGCCAUGGAAACUCCAUCUCCUCCCUCCCUAAACUUGCGGGCAGUCCUCACCGAAACCAGACGCAUCAUCAACGCCCACUCCCGCCACUUCCUCGCCCUCUCCGUCGUCUUCCUCCUCCCCAUCUCCUUCUCAUCCACCGUCUACCCCACUCUCCACAACCUCCUCAUCUCCGAUCAUCCACUCAUAACCUCCCAAAAAUUCUUCACCUCUUCCGAUUCUGCCCCUCCUCCCCUCCUCACCAACCCUCCUCCUCUCUCCCUCUCCGCUCUCGGCUCCAUCACCUACUCCGUCUUCCACGGCUUCUACGGCCGCCCCGUCAAGCUCUUAUCCGCCGUCAACUCCGUCAGGCUCUCCUUUUUUCCGCUGCUCGGUACUGUUAUUGCUUGUCAGCUCAUCUUCAUGCUAAUCGCUGUUGUCGCAGGACUGUUCUUGUUCUUGUUUAUCGGAGUUUUCGAGAUGAUUGGAUUGGAAAUGGAGCUAUCCUCGCCGUAUUUCGUUGGGCUGUUCAUCGUCGUUGCGAUUAUAACGCUGGUUGUUUUGCUGUAUCUGCAAGUGAAUUGGACUCUAGCUGGGGUAGUUUCUGUGGUCGAGCCACGUUGGGGGUUCGGCGCGUUGAGGAGGAGUGCGGAUUUGAUGAGGGGAAUGCGAGGGGUGGGGCUGUGGCUGAUGGUGUUUUUCGGGGUUUGUAGUGGGGUUUUGGGGUUAUGCAGCUCUGUUUCGUAUGAGUGGAGGAGUCGGGACGGAUUGAGGAAUGUGGUGAUGAUUGUGUUGUGUUCGAUGGGUGUUAUGGUUGUGCUGCUGUAUCAUGCUGCGGCGAAUACGGUGCUGUAUAUGUAUUGCAAGGCUGUGAAUGGAGAGCUUGCGUUAGAGAUUGCGGAGGAGUUUGCGAGCGAGUAUGUGAGCCUGCCUUUUGAUGAUGGGAAGGUUCCUCAUGUUGUUUCGGUUGCUUAUGUUGGAUGAGGAUGAGGUUAGUUGCACUCUGUGAAUGGUUUUGCAGUCGUUUUACUUGGUAGUGUUUGGUGUAAUCAUAACAGUGAAUAAUGCGAAGGAUAUGAUACUUGUACAUAGGAUGUGUUGUGGUUUGAAAUGUAUAAUAUCUGUGGUUAAGUUUUUCGAUUCAAUAUGAUCUGUGUUCAAUAUGAAGUUGAAUGCUCUGGCCA